GUUGAACUCACCGCUUUCUUACUACACCUUUCUAUGAUAACACAGGCAUAGGAAAUGUCAGCUGCUAUACUAGAUUCGAUCCAACGGUGAAACGACUCCUGACGAAAUGCUGACGACACCAUGUUCCCUCCUAGAUUCGAGUUUCAGCACCGCACACAAACUAUCACCUGAGCUCUCAAUUCAAUGGGCUUCUUGGCGCUUAAAGAUACCCUACCCUGACAAGGACACAAUAUGAACGGCUUAAGAGAAGUUUGGCGUAGAGCUGAACGAUCUAGGGUCGUCUCUUACGCCAUGAGCCCUCCAAGGGAUGAUUACGAAGAUCGCUAUGGUUGGCGCUAGACGGUGGUUAGCCCGCAUCGGGGGGUUUAGCUCACAUGUCUUUUUCCCGCCUCGGAGAGCCUCCUUUAAGCCCAAUUGAGUCAGUCUAAUGAAUAACGGCGCCGAGCCUCUGCACUCUCGAACUACAAGCCCAAGACUCUUUCUAAAUGCAAGUAGAGGUUUACAGAGGAGCGAUACCUUCACGAACAGCGACCUUGGCGAUUUCGAGACUGGCCUCGAGGCUACGCUCACCUCGAGGACGCACAUUCCUCCUCUCUCAACGUCUCCUCUAGAUAUGGUUAUAAAACCACACUCGACACUCGAAAUCCCUGCCAAACCAUCCUCAUCAUGAAGUUCAUCUCAGCCUCCGCUAUCGCAAUCGCUGUUGCGCUCUCCAACUCCGUCAUCGCCACGGCCAUUCCCCCCUCCGACGCUCUCGUCGCUCGUGGCGGAGACGGAAAAGGCGGAAUCGGCGCCUUCAACAAUGACGCCAAGCUCAACGACAAGGUCAAAGAAUUGAACGCCGCUGACUUCAAGAAGAACAACGCGGUCAAGGACAAGGCGUUCAACAAGAACAAGGUCAUCGCCCUGGACCAGAACAAGGACAAGGAGAACGCACUCAAGAACAACAACAAGAACUU
This is a messenger RNA of Coniophora puteana RWD-64-598 SS2, 959 nucleotides long. RefSeq lists its product as uncharacterized. The annotation marks the transcript as partial. Lineage: Eukaryota; Fungi; Basidiomycota; Agaricomycetes; Boletales; Coniophoraceae. The transcript has 6 exons. The record is from RefSeq and is a predicted model, not a curated record.